AUAGCAGCAGUGUGCGCGCGUGUGUGAAUCCUUUAUUUCUCUUGAACUCUAUGGAGAAGUGACGCGCUAUACCAGAGGUGUUAGUUUUGUUUCCCCUCCUGCUUAGAAGGCUGGUGUGAGUGUGCGUAGCCAUGGAGACCCUGGAGACCGGAGCCCGUGACGCUUUAACCUAAGAUCCUGUGUACAGGCUUUUCUCAUCAUUAUUCUUUUUUGUUGUUGUUAAUUAAUUUGACAAUUUAUAAUUUUUUUUGCUGCUUUACCAGUCUUGUCAGAACGUCCUUUCUUUGAGCUUCCUUUCAUGGUAACAUGAUACAGAAGGUAGUGUUUCACCUGCUCCUGGUCCAAGCAGGAGCACUCCAUUAGUUACAAACCAGCUGAAAUCGUUCAGUUCUGGACACCCGAGAUGGCCAACCUCAUGGACUCGACUCAGGUAGACCAAAGCAGUUCGGUCCUAGAGCAGCUGGGUUUGGACCCGAACUCGGAUUUCUCCGACUCAGGCGUGCAGCAGCGUUUAGAGGAGCAGCGCGAGAAAAUCCGCAGGGAGAUCCGCAAAGAGCUGAAGAUCAAAGAGGGAGCAGAGAACCUACGGCGCGCCAUCAGUGACAAACGCAACGCACACCAGGUGGAGAACCAGUUACGCUCCUCCAAACGCAGACUGGAUGCACUACACACACAGCUGCAAGAACUUGAUGCACACAUCAUGGUAAAGGGACAUGAUGACGGCAAGGAUGACCUCCAGUACCCGGGGAAGACGGGACGAUCGUCAGCCAAUCAGGAGCGCAUCAUGGCCCUGGAGCGGCAGCUCAACAUUGAGCUAAAGGUCAAACAGGGAGCAGAGAACAUGAUCCCCAUCUAUGCCAAUGGAGCCACUAAGGACAAAAAGCUGCUGCAGGCCACACAGCAGAUGCUGCAGGACAGCAAGACCAAGAUCGACAUCAUCCGCAUGCAGAUCCACAAAGCCAAGCAGGCCACAGAGCACACGGCCGACACGCAGGGCAAGCCCGACCUGUGUGGUGUGGAGUUAAGGAUUGAGGAGUUGUGGCAUCAUUACCGUGUGGAGCAUGCCAUGGCUGAGGGAGCCAAGAACAUGCUGAGACUGCUAGGAGCAGCAAAAGCUCAGGACAAGAAGGCUAUCACAGAGGCCCAGGGCAGGUUAACAGAGGCGUCCCAGAGGUUGGAUUUGUUGAAGGAGUCUCUGGAGCAGAGGCUGCGUGAUUUGCCGGAGGAUCAUCCCAAAGCGUGUAUCAUCAAGGAGGAACUCAUCCUCGCGUCGUCCUCGGCAUUCAGCGGCCGCAACAGCACCCCCUAUGUACACAACCAGUACAGCACGCUCAGCAAACCGUCCCCACUCACAGGCACUCUGCAGGUGCACUUAUUAGGGUGUGUAGGUUUGCCGGACCUGGUCCCUGGUCGCAGCAGGAGCUCAGCGGCGGUGUUGCCCAAUUUCAGCCCUGGUGACGGACGAUCCUUCAAACUCAGCAGCCUGAGCCUCAAAAUGCCCAGCAAGACUGAAGAGCUGUCCUCUGAGGUGAGUGCAGUGUUGAAGCUGGAGAACACUGUGGUGGGACAGACGAGCUGGAGGACGGUGGGAGAUCAGGCCUGGGACCAGACCUUCACUAUCGACCUGGAGAGGUCCAGGGAGAUGGAGAUUGCGGUGUACUGGAGGGAUUAUCGUUCUCUCUGUGCACUAAAGUAUCUCAAACUAGAGGAUUUUCUCGACAACGAGAGACACAGGAUACACCUAGAGCUGGAACCACAGGGCUUACUGCUAGCCGAGGUGACAUUCUUUAACCCCGUGAUAGAGCGAGGCCCCCGACUCCAGAGGCAGAAGAAGAUCUUCUCCAAACAGCAGGGUAAAGCUCUGCAGAAAGCUAAGCAGAUGAACGUGGACAUCGCCACCUGGGUGCGCCUGCUGAAGAACGCCAUCCCGAGCAGCACCUCAACCAACAGCUACUCACACAACUCACACACACAGCACCACUCAGGAGUAAUCCCUGAAGAUAAGACAGGUGUGGAGAGUGCGUCUCCGCCACGAUCAUCUGAAAGCCAAAGGAGAGAGGUCUCAGAUGCCGUCUCUCCCCCUGAUGUCGCCCCGGAGCGGUCAGGCCGGCUCAGCUCCCACAGUUCCCAGCGCAGAGGGCCACUCUGUCUGCAGGAUUUUCGUCUCGUUGCUGUGUUGGGGAGAGGGCACUUUGGCAAGGUGUUACUCUCUGAGCACAAGAACUCCAAGAAGCUGUUCGCCAUCAAAGCUCUGAAGAAGGGAGACAUUAUCGCUCGAGACGAGGUGGAGAGCCUGCUGUGUGAGAAGCGGAUCUUUGAGAUCGUGACCGGCUCACACCACCCGUUCCUGGUGAACCUGUUUGCGUGCUUCCAGACACCGGAGCAUGUGUGUUUUGUUAUGGAGUACACGGCUGGAGGAGACCUCAUGAUGCACAUCCACGCUGACGUCUUCUCCGAGCCGCGCUCCGUGUUCUAUUCUGCUUGUGUGGUUUUGGGCCUACAGUUUCUUCAUGACAAUAAGAUUGUGUACAGGGAUCUGAAGCUGGAUAACUUGCUGCUGGACACUGAGGGCUUUGUGAAGAUCGCUGACUUCGGCCUCUGUAAAGAGGGAAUGGGGUAUGGGGACAGGACCAGUACAUUCUGUGGUACUCCAGAGUUUUUAGCCCCCGAGGUCCUGACUGACACGUCCUACACUCGAGCGGUGGACUGGUGGGGGCUCGGUGUGCUCAUCUACGAGAUGAUGGUUGGAGAGUCUCCUUUCCCAGGUGAUGAUGAGGAGGAAGUGUUUGACAGUAUUGUCAACGAUGAAGUACGUUACCCACGAUUCCUUUCCACAGAUGCCAUUAGUUUAAUGAGACGGUUGCUAAGAAGGAACCCUGAGAGGAGGUUGGGCUCCAGUGAAAAAGACGCAGAGGAUGUGAAGAAGCAGCCGUUCUUUAGGGAGGUGGACUGGGAGGCCCUGCUGCAAAGGAAGGUGGUCCCCCCCUUCGUGCCCCCAUUAGAAGGGAAGGAGGAUGUCAGUAACUUUGACGCUGAGUUCACCAGGGAGGCGCCCACUCUGACUCCACCUCGUGAACCCAGGACGCUGUCACGCAAAGACCAGGACUGUUUUAAAGACUUCGACUAUGUCUCGGACCUGUGCUAGGGUACAAAGAUCACAGAAAAAGGGCUAAGGAAAACACAGACCAUACACUGAUCUUAUACUGUGACUGGGAGAUUUGGGCUGUGUUCCAAUCCUCCUCGGAUAGCCUUCCAGAUGCUCCCUUAUCGCUGUGUACGGCAGGGAGGGUCAGGAGAGGAAUAUAGGCUAAGAUUUGAGACCAUCACUGAAACAGUUAAGGUAUACAGGAUAAAUGAGGACCAUGAGGAAUUAUUCACCUUACAUCUUAUUCCCAUCUCUGUCCAGUUCUACAUCUCCUCCAACGUCACACUGUCUAAUUGCAUGAAGUGAUUACUUCAUGUAAAAUAUAAAAACAUGGACAGAAUUGUACCAAGGUAUUAAAUCCCUAGCAAGCUUUAUGAUUAUGAUUCCUUAUAGCAAGAAAACAAAGAAAACUUUUAAUCAGAAUGUCUGCGUUUCCACACUAGGCCAAUCAGCAGCUGGUCAUGCUUUCAGAUGUCGAUGUAUCGGCCCCUUCCAGCUCAAACAGGGGUGAUCCGUUAUCUCCAACUCCGCGGUUAGGCUGUGCGGAAUCUCACCCUGAGUACAUGUAGGAUUUCAUGAGCGCUGUAUGGGGAACAGCCAGGAGAACCCAUGCACUGACAGUCUUAUACAUACUGUGAUCAUCAUUUUUGAUGCGCCUUCUUUAAGAAACCCCAUCCUGGUCCUAGACAAGGUCAGGAGAAGUGAAGUCUGCUCUGUACAGUAAAACCUGUCGUCUGUGGCUCAUAAAUGUUGUAGUUUUGAAUUGCUGCAGAUCCCUCACUUUUCUUAAAUGUUGUCCUCAUAUUCAAGAAUAAGCACUAUAUUACAGUUGUCCUCUCCAGCGGUGUAGUCAAACGUGUCUCCAUUCAGUGUCUCGUCCAGAACUCGACUUGUCCUUACUUUCUCAGACCACACGAGGGAGCCACAUUUAUUUGGCUCAAUAAAUGAACAAUCCUCAAGCGUGAACCUGACCAGUAUGUGAAGUGUGUGUGUGUAUGUGUGUGUGUGUGCAAAGUUUUCCCAUUCAUUUUGUGAAUAAACCUGAGUGUAUGUAACUUGAGUUUCAUCUGUCAGCUGUGAUGUCAUAACCUCAUCGGGACAUGGGGUUUAACUGCAAAAAUAAAUAAAUAAAUAAAUA
This is a messenger RNA of Clarias gariepinus (North African catfish), 4283 nucleotides long. It is a transcript of the gene pkn1b, whose product is annotated as protein kinase N1b. The transcript has 22 exons. Bases 404 to 3145 code for a protein of 913 amino acids. NCBI's taxonomy places the organism in Eukaryota, Metazoa, Chordata, Actinopteri, Siluriformes, Clariidae. Gene Ontology annotation, molecular function: ATP binding; small GTPase binding; protein serine/threonine kinase activity. Gene Ontology annotation, biological process: signal transduction; protein phosphorylation. The record is from RefSeq and is a predicted model, not a curated record.